AACUGUCAAUGAUUAGUUGUUCGAAGAUACAGCUACAGUGUGAAAUCAUAUGUUAUCUGUCAUAUGUUUGCAUAAGUUUGGUAUUGUCUUAGUCCGAUGUAAUUUCUUAGUCUAUUUAAAUGUCUAUCGCUACAAAUUGUAGUAGUUUUGAGACCGGAUCAAAUUUUUUAAACAUGUCAUCCAAACCAAACUCUAUGUAAUUUUAAUCUUUAAAUCUGAUGAUUUUCAGCCUCAACUUAUUUAUACUGCACCGUGAACAUCCAUAAGUAAUUUUGGUGCUAACUAGAGUAUCAAGGUACAUAUCAUAUAUAGCUGAGUAUUUACUGAUGCAAACUUGUGCAUAUUUAUUUUUUUAUAAUUAAAAGCACAUGGAUCUUAAUUUCUUCUAACAACUUGCUAUGUUGUAAAUAAAAAUAAUGACAACUAGUAUAAAAGAACUGGUUCUCCCAUGAAUAAAAUAAGUUUUCUAUCUUUCAUGGUUGACUUUUGAAUGUAUAUGAAUGAGUAUGGAGCUAAACUGAACGGACAAUUAUCGUUAAAACCACAUACUUACAUCCCAACUCCAUUUUUUGAUCUGCUAUUUACUAAUAAACAUAAAAAUGGCUAAAUCAUUUGUCUUAGAUAUUGCUGAUUCUCUGCUAGGGAAGCUUGCUUCUUAUGCCUAUGACGAGGCUUCUCGAACUUAUGGUGUGUAUGAUGAUCUACAAGAUAUCAAAAACACUUUUUCAAUUGUCAUAGGUCUUCUGUUGGAUGCUGAGUAUAAGAAGGACCAAAAGCAUGGGCUGCGUGAAUGGCUGAGGCAGAUUCAAAACAUCUGCUCCGAUGCUGAAGAUGUAUUUGAUGGAUUUGAACUCCAACACAAGCGGAAAAAAUUUGUGGAUGCUUCUGGCAGCACGAGCAUGAAGGUAAGCUACUUCUUUUCCUCCUCCAAUCCACUUGUUUUCCGUUCUAGAAUGGACCAUCAGAUCAAAGGCAUUCGGGAUAGGUUGGAUAAGGUAGCAGCCGAUGGGAACAAGUUUGGUCUUGCGAAAAUCGACAAUGGUCCUGAACUUGUUUUGCAUAGGAGAGAAUUGACUAAUUCCCAUGUCGAUGCUUCAAGUGUUAUUGGGAGGGAGAAUGAUAGGGAAGAAAUUAUCAAGCUUCUGAUGCAACCACGUCCUCAAGGUGAUGGAGACGGUGAUAAAAGUUUGUGUGUUAUUGUUAAUUAUUUGCUUUUAGGACUGCAUUAUGUGGCUUUUCUUUAUGUUUAUUUUAUUCUCUAUCAGUUAUUUUUAGUCAAUUAGUGUUCCUACAUUUUAGGAGCAAGUAGUUGUUACUUGCUGAAGUAUUGGCAACGUGUGUUGUUCAGUUUUGUUUUUAAAUUAUUAAGUGUACUGCUUCUGUCAUAAUGAAAAACUGUAUUCCUAUUUCCACUCAA
This is a messenger RNA of Medicago truncatula (barrel medic), 1417 nucleotides long. Its product is annotated as putative disease resistance RPP13-like protein 1. The record is from RefSeq and is a predicted model, not a curated record. The coding region runs from base 600 to 1283 and encodes 227 amino acids. Lineage: Eukaryota; Viridiplantae; Streptophyta; Magnoliopsida; Fabales; Fabaceae. The transcript has a single exon.